AUAAUUAAAUGUCUGACGACGAGAAUCAAUUCGAACAAGGAAAUGCUGGAUCAUCUCACACCUACACAGAAAGUGCAGGAUCAUUAAAGAAGGGAGGAUACGUCAUGCUCAAGGGACAUCCUUGCAAGAUUACCGAUGUUUCAACAUCCAAAGCAGGAAAGCAUGGUCAUGCUAAAGCAUCCAUUGUUGGAAAGGAUAUCUUCACAAAUAAGACUUAUGAAGAUUCAGCCCCAACAUCUCACAAUAUUGAUGUUCCAUUUGUCACUAAAAAAGAAUACACUUUGAUGGAUAUCCAAGGGGAUGGCUUUGUCAUUCUUAUGAAUGAAGAUGGAUCAACAAAGGAAGAUCUUAAAUUACCUGAAACUGAAGAUGAUUUCAAUUUGGUCAAAGAAAUUAGAGAAAUGUUUGAUGCUGGCAAGGAUUUGUUGAUUUCUGUCCUUUCAGCUAUGGGAGAAGAGAAGAUUGUAGGCUCAAGAGAAGCUUAAGAUAAGUGAUUUACAUUAAAUACAUUAGUAAAAUAUUUUAUUGUAAAUAUAUUCCAUUUACCA
Messenger RNA from Paramecium tetraurelia, 548 nucleotides. RefSeq lists its product as uncharacterized. The record is from RefSeq and is a predicted model, not a curated record. The transcript is spliced from 3 exons. Gene Ontology annotation, biological process: positive regulation of translational elongation; positive regulation of translational termination. Gene Ontology annotation, molecular function: RNA binding; ribosome binding; translation elongation factor activity. NCBI's taxonomy places the organism in Eukaryota, Ciliophora, Oligohymenophorea, Peniculida, Parameciidae.